Aspergillus heteromorphus CBS 117.55 is the source of this 3028-nucleotide messenger RNA. RefSeq lists its product as uncharacterized. The transcript has 3 exons. NCBI's taxonomy places the organism in Eukaryota, Fungi, Ascomycota, Eurotiomycetes, Eurotiales, Aspergillaceae. The coding region runs from base 134 to 3028 and encodes 964 amino acids. The record is from RefSeq and is a predicted model, not a curated record.
UUUCCCUUCUUUGCAAACCCAUUCAGCAAAAGCAUUCCUAUCUCGGCUUUGCCUGUUGAUUCGGAUUAUCCUGUCUAUCUCACUCCGGAACGGACACCCGGUCUGCGACUGCGACAGUCGAGCCAUACCACCGAUGACAGGCCACCGUACCAGUCCCGCCCCGGACCAGGUGGCAUAUUUCCUGCAAUCGGCUCUCCAGCUUGUCGGAAAACUGUACGAGAUACAUGGACUUGACGAUGAGCAGGCCUCAUUUGACUGGGAUGCAAGGAGUGUGGUUGUUCGGUUUGAGGUCCUAAACAGCCAGCUAUCGGUACCGUUUCCGGGGCGAGAGGUAGGGCCGUUGGUCGAACAUGAGCAGGCUCUGGAGGAUAUUCGCACGUCCUGUAGAAUUAUCACUCGCACUAUCCUCUCACGGGUGAAUAUGAUACAAACUUUCGGGUCUGGGUAUCCGGAUGAUGUGGGCACUUUUAAGCGCUUCUGGCCGCGGGAAGAUGUCGAGGCGUUGGAGGAGCGGUUAGGUACUCUCAUGUCGGGACUUGAGAUGGGUGCUCAGUCGCUAUCGAGCUUCCAGGCCGGUAAAAUGGUCCAUACCCGUGAAUCACUGGACUCACUCGACGUCGGGGAUGAGCGGGAUGAACGGGAGCGAGAGGCUAAGCCAGCUGCAGCUCCAAAGAGAACUCCCAAGGGAUAUAAUGUGGUGUCGCUUUUUGAUCAGGGGCCUGCCGGCAAAACAGCCAGAUCAUACACCAAGGACACGGAAUUCACGGACCAAGAGAUGAUCAUUCGAGAUUUCUUGCUGGAGAGUCUCAAAUUCUCGUCAAUGACUGAUAGAGAGGACAGUGUCACUGUCGCCCAUGGCGGGACGUUUGACUGGAUAUUCUCAGCUGAGAAUACCGCUGAACACGGGAAAUCGGGGGUGGAGGAGUCGCUCACGCGGUGGCUGUCGAAUGUCCACGAUAGUGGCAUAUACUGGAUCAGCGGCAAGCCAGGAUCAGGCAAGUCGACGCUGGUGCACUUUCUGAGGCACCAUUCCAAAACCACCGAUCUGCUUCAAUCUUGGGCCGGCGACGAACCGCUCAUCACCGCCGGCUUUUAUUUCUGGAUCAGCGGUACCCUGGAGCAACGAUCCCAGACAGGCCUCAUGCGACAUCUUCUGUUUCAAUUGCUCGACCAAGAGAAGUAUCUCGUUCCUAUUGUUUUCCCAGCCAAGUGGAAGCACUAUCUGUCUCUUAGCACCCGCGAGCGCAUUAGAGCGUCCGUUUCAUGGGGCCUUGCAGAGCUCAAGGACGCCCUGCGCCAUUUCAUGCGACACACUGUAGGUCAAGCGAAGGUUUGUCUUUUCAUUGAUGGACUGGAUGAGUUUGCAGGAGAUCACACGGGAAUAGUGUCAUUCUUAGAAGCCAUGGCUUCGUCGUUCCCCCAUGUGAAAUUCUGCUUGUCCAGUCGACCACUCCCGGUCUUCCGCGCGGCGUUUGGAAACAACCCUGGUCUUGAGCUCCACGACUUGACUCGGCAGGAUAUGCUUCGCUAUGCCGAGGAUCACCUUCAUGGCAAUGCAUCGAUCCAGACCCUCUUUGCCGGUGACCCAACUGGAGCAUCAAGUCUCAUUGAAGAAGUUGUGGAAAGGGCGGAUGGAGUAUUCCUGUGGGUGACCCUGGUAGUGCAGUCGCUACUUCGCCGUCGGGGCUAUCAGAGCAUUUCCCAGAUGCAGGAAUACCUGCUGCAGCAUCCAGCCGACAUCGACGACCUCUUCACAUAUUUCAUCUUCGAGCAAUCGACAAAAGACCAGACCUUCCUGAUUUCCCGACUCUUCCAGCUCCUGCAAGCUCGAGAGGAGGCAUGCCACGCCACCGGGCAAGACGAGUCCGUCACCAUGCGCCUGUGGGAACUCGCCCUCGCAGACCAGCUAGACGAGGCAAACAUCACCAUCCCCGAGGACGUCAAACAAGCAAAUGACAACACCAUCGCCCAACUCUGCUCAACAACCAAAACCCACUUCUCCGCCGACUGCGCCGGCCUGAUCAUCACCAACCCCCCAAGCCAGACUACCAUUCGCACCAAAUCCUCAGAAACCCCAUCCCAGCAACUCGCCCAGAGCAAAGUCUCCUACAUCCACCGAACAGUGAAAGACUACCUCUCCCUCCGUCCCAUCUGGUCUCGCAUCCUCUCACUCACCAUCGGCACUCCCUUCGACGCGCACCUCUCCCUUCUGAUCUCCCACAUCCUCCAGCUCAAACACCCCCUCGACCCCUUUCACCCCCACCGCCAAACAGACGAAUGGUGGCCCCUGAUCCCGCUGGCAUUCACCCACGCCCGCCUCUCCCCGGACCCCCGCGCCCAACUCCUCUUCAUCCCCGCCCUCGACCAAGCCCUCACCCAGCACUGGUCCUUCCGAGACGACCCGGAAACAGACCACUGGGCCCGCAGCCUGUUCUCCAAUUACGAGAAGCGCAAAAAGGCCGUCUUUGAGCGACCCUUCCUCUCUCUCGCUGCCAAAUUCGGUCUCCGCACGCUUGUUCACCAUAAACUCCAAGACCACGACACCCUCACCCCAGCCCCGACACCAUCAACCGAAAACCAACCAGCCCCAAUUCCCCUCCUAACCCACCCCCUAACCUUCCUCUCCCACCGUCGCAAAACCGUCUACCCCCUCUGCGACCCCCUCCUCAUCGCCUCCCUCCUCGCCCACCCCCACUCCUUCGACCCAAACCAGGUCUACACCGAUCUCGACAAAAGGACGUACACGCCAUGGCUCCUUGUCCUCGAGAACCUGCGUGAAGCCGAGCGAAGACGCUGGAUCAGAUACUACGAUACCGAUGCAGACGGCACGGCGCGGAUGGCGCGCAUCGUGGAAUUGUUUCUGCAGGCUGGGGCGGAUCCCAAUGCCGUGUUGGUGAAGAGUCAGUUUGAUCCCGAAGCGACUGCUUUGGAGGUCAUUACUAGUUUGUAUCGGAAGUUUGGGGGGCAGAAGUGGGGGGCUUUGAGGGAGUUGUUGGUUGAGAGGGGGGCAGUGGGUGUACGGGAGUAG